Messenger RNA from Nothobranchius furzeri (turquoise killifish), 499 nucleotides. RefSeq names its product ubiquinol-cytochrome c reductase, complex III subunit VII (gene uqcrq). Gene Ontology annotation, biological process: mitochondrial electron transport, ubiquinol to cytochrome c. The record is from RefSeq and is a predicted model, not a curated record. Lineage: Eukaryota; Metazoa; Chordata; Actinopteri; Cyprinodontiformes; Nothobranchiidae.
GGUGCCCUCGGAGUUCAAUUAGUAACACGGAGACACACAAACAGAGGACACCAACCCGGAAGUACUUCGAUAAACACGUAAGGAUAGCUCGCCCACCUGUUGGUUGCGUCACCUGUUCUGCAGCUUGUUAACCUACUGGUUAUAAUCAGAUCAGCUCACUGGUAACCAUGGGUCGCCACUUUGGAGAUUUAGCCAAGAUUAGACACAUAGUCACAUACAGUCUGUCCCCCUUUGAGCAGAGGGCUUUCACCAACUUCUUCUCAAAGGGUAUUCCCAAUGUAUGGAGAAGGUUCUCCGGAUCUUUCUUCAAAGUUGCCCCUCCUUUAGUCCUCACAUACCUGAUCUACACCUGGGGCAACAGCGUCCAUGAGCAGUCCAUGAGGAAGAACCCUGCUGACUAUGCCAAUGAUGAAUGAACAUCUGCCACUGAUCCAAAAGCUGCUAUCUGUCUGAAAUCCCCACCUUUGUCCAACCAAUAAAGAGAAAAACAAAUAAUUAA